This is a messenger RNA of Anisakis simplex (herring worm), 684 nucleotides long. The record is from the annotation of a GenBank genome assembly. NCBI's taxonomy places the organism in Eukaryota, Metazoa, Nematoda, Chromadorea, Rhabditida, Anisakidae.
AUGGACAGCGCUCCGCAAGAGGAUAGCACCAGCAUGCCUAAGGAUAAAAAGGCUGAAAAUGGUGACGAAACAUCGGCAGAAAUGUCAGAGCAAAAUACAGUUGUUGAAAAAGUUAAAGACGAUAAUGGGAUGAUAUUCUAUAAAUGUCGAUUCUGUGGUCUCACCUUCAACUAUAUGACCACGUUGAGGGCGCACGAAAGAGUGCAUAACAUUGAUCAGAUACCGUAUGAAAGCAAUUGUAUUAAUAGCAUUUGCUUUGCAAAUUUAUCACGCAUUGCAGACUUUGCAUUUGCAAAUCAAAAGGGUUACAAAUGUGAAUGUGGAAGGACAUUCCAUACGUAUACAGAUCUGCUUUAUCACAAGCACCCGGGCGAAGAUGAUGAUGAAGAGACUACCGAUAAUCAGUUGAUUGUUGUUAACCGCUCCGGACAGCGCAUUCCAGAAACUGAAUUCCCGAUUCCGAGGUUUGUAGAGAAGGGCUACGAGCCAAAGCAUCCACUGAAAGUCUACUCGGACGUACGCUUAAAGCCAUACAUCUGUCAAUACUGUUCGAAAAGUUAUGCUGAUAGUCGUGGGUUGUCGUAUCACAUGUCCAGUCAUCGCGGUGAACGGGCAUUCAAGGCGAGCGCGUCACGUUAUCUGAUGUCAAGAUCAACGAAUUCAUACAUUAGUUCUGUCAUUUGA